Molecule: messenger RNA, 1722 nt
Organism: Amoebophrya sp. A25
Lineage: Eukaryota; Dinophyceae; Syndiniales; Amoebophryaceae
Source: the annotation of a GenBank genome assembly
ACUCCUUACGUGCUGUAGAGGAGCGCUUCCAGCGGCAGCAAGCGGAAAGGGCGACACUGAGCGCGAAGUUAUGAAGAUGGGAUUUUGAUGAUAUCUUCUAAUCUAGAACACUCUAAAAACUAAGUAGAUGUCUUCAAAUCUAGAACACUCUAAAAACUAGAUGUCUUCAAAGAACACUUUGCGCGAUAUCAAAUCUAGAACUUUCAAAUCGAGAACACUUCAAAUCUAGAAGACGGCUCUCAGGAAGCUAAGUCUGACAGCGGCUUUGUCGUGAUAAUACAACUAGUACCACACGUAGUAUGACUCUGACAAACUGGUACACGCUCAAUUAGAUAUCCACUAUCCUUCUCAGAAACAGAAUGAUCUCCGCGGCUUGAUAGGCGAAUCGUAGUUAGACGCUGGCCUAAAUUUGGUAUUAGUAUCUACAACAACUGCACCUUGACCCCUCCAACAAGCGUCGAGUCUCUGCAGCGCGAGAAAGAGGAAUUGCAAGAAACGGUUAGCAACUUGCAUCUGCAAUCGACUUCAAUGGAAACGAAGCUGAGCCAGUCAACUUUUGACGCCACACAAGCCGAGAGCAAAUUCGAGGACAAGUGUCACCGGUUGGAGCAGACUGAGGAAACACUAGUAUUUUUGUUGGUCCUCGAAACCUAACUGACCUAACUGACUUUUACUACAUAUUUUCACAUGUGCAGGACUUGAUAUUGUUUAGUCUCCCAGAUAGUAGUACAUGUAAGACUAUGUGAGACUCAUGCCAUGCCAUGCCACAACCUAGCCUUAGAACCCAAGGUCCGUACGCGAUCUCGCAUAUCGAUUCUAGAACAGCAACUUGCUAUGGAGCGACAGAGGACGGCUAUGGUUGAAGAAAAGGCAGCUGGAGACAUGGAACAGAUGAAGUUAAGACUUGACUUUUUCACCCACGCCGUCGCCUGAGAGAGAUAGAGAGAUAUAGAUUUGAGCAGAAGGGUCUCUUAGUACUUUUAUCAUCGUGCUGCUGCUGCUGCUGUUGAAUAGUUUUUGUUCUACUACUUGUUCUGGCCUUCAGUCACUUACUUAGAAGCUACUUAGUAUUUACUAGAAUGCUCUAUGUGAUACGGCUCCUUUGACAGUUCAUCUUCAACACGGGACAUGACAUCUGGCCUCCUCUGCUUGAGAUCUAAGUCAAAAAAAAUUGACACCUACAUCUUUUCAGGAACUGUUUCGUCUUGCUGUAUACGCAAAGAGUGACGAGAAUUUGAGAUGCACACAUGACAGGAGGAGUUCUUCUAAGGUGAAACGACAUACGGCAGGAGUUUGAGGACAAAGCAAAAACUGACUUGGCCCACAAGGACAAUGCACUAGCUGUCAAAGCCGAAGAGAAGGAUGAGCAGAUCAAAGCGGUACAGAGCGAGCUUCAGUUACGGCUUUUUCCCGUAAAUAGUUCAUCUGCAAAAUUUUUAUAGGCAUCUUGAAGCUUUCGUCUAAUGGAUGCUUUGACGACCCGUGCUGCCUUAGAGAAGAAAGAGCUCGAGCUUGAGAGGGAGCAUCUUCAAAAAGAGAUACAUCGUAUGGUGGAGCAGCGAAAGCAGGUCGAAGAAAAGCACGCACAGGACAAGGAAAAUUGGCGUGAAGAAUUGCUAGAGUGGAAAGGACGAUGCGAAUCUUUCGCAGCCGAGCGAGCUUUGAGCCGCGAAGCCGAGAAAGAGCACAAGGACCGACUUGAGGAAGUGGCUAGACGCAGCU